UAGUCACUUUUUGCUUGGGCAAAGCUUCUCUUCUUUUCAUAUAUUGCAAGAAUGUCCAAGACCAAUAUGAAAUUCUGCAAUAGUUAUUUUCUGGUUGAUCCGACCAAAGCAAGUGUUUUUGAUCUCAUUCUUCUUUUGUUUUUCCCAAAUCUUAUCAGCGCAAGAUUCAUUGAUUCUCCACCGGAUACGCUCAAUAGCGCCCGGCGAAGUUUCGCGAGUCGAUGGAUGAUUGCAUUGGCCAUUUUUCUUCAGAAAGUAUUAUUAUUCAUAAGAACACCCUUGGCAUUCAUAGGUCGUAUAGUCACCUAUUGGCCCAAUCUUCUUACGGCAAAUGGAGGUUUCUUCAACUUGAUACUUAACCUUUUGACAGGAAAGUUGGUGAAGCCUGACGAAUCGUCCGCGACAUAUGCGUCGUUUCUGGGAUGCACAGAUCGAAGAGUAGAGCUUGACCAGAAGAUAGAAGUUGGCACGAUCGAAUACAAGUCGAUGUUAUCGAUGAUGGCUUCUAAGAUCGCUUAUGAGAACAAAUCUUUCAUCACUUCCGUGGUCGAAAACACUUGGAAGGCUCUUUGCUUUCGAGAGAUGAAUAUAUGAUCAUUAAGCUACAAAUAACAAAAGGAAGACUAUUCUCUAGCCAAGUAGCAUGCCACAAAAUUAAGAUAUGUCAAAACACAUGGCAACUUUUAUGGCAGUGGGAAAGCCAAUACAAUUUCUUCCUACAAUAUGUAAAGUCUAUGCCUCAUGAUCACAAUUAUGAACAACCAAAAUGUCGCCAAGGACCACAAUCCAUGGACUUUGUGGGUUACUACGACUGUUACAACGCGUUCCAAGAAAAAAAUCUGACACAAGCCUUUGUGUUCAAAGCAUCGGACACAAAUCCGAACCUCAUCGUCGUCAGCUUCAGAGGAACCGAACUUUUCAGCUCUGAUGAUUGGUGUACUGAUCUUGACAUCUCUUGGUAUGAAUUGAAGAACGUUGGCAAAGUUCACGCCGGGUUCUUGAGAGCUCUAGGCCUCCAACAAAAUGGAUGGCCCAAAGAAAAUAUAAGUCUCAUACACCAAUAUGCUUACUACACAAUUAGACAGAAACUUAGGGACAUGCUUGCCAGAGACAAGAACCUUAAGUUUAUUCUAACGGGUCAUAGUCUCGGGGGCGCAAUAGCUGCUCUGUUUCCUGCGAUUCUUGCAAUUCACGGUGAGGACGAGCUACUUGAUAAGCUAGAAGGAGUCUAUACAUUUGGACAGCCACGUAUAGGGGACGAGGAGUUUGGGGAGUAUAUGAAAGAAGUAAUGAAAAAGCAUGGGAUAGAGUAUGAAAGGUUUGUUUAUAACAAUGACAUGGUGACUAGAGUCCCCUUUGAUGACAAGAUUCUGUUCGGAUACAAGCACUAUGGAUCUUGCAAUUACUUCAACAGUCUCUACAAAGGAAAGGUAAGAGAAGAUGCUCCUAAUGCCAACUACAUAAGCAUGUUGUGGCUAAUUCCAAAGCUGUUGAGUGGUGUCUGGGAGUUUAUAAGGAGUUUCAUAAUAAGGUUUUGGAAAGGCAAUGAGUACAAAGAGAAUUGGACGAUGAGAACUGUUAGAAUUGUUGGGAUAAUAAUCCCUGGUGUAUCUGAUCAUUUCCCACUUGAUUAUGUCAAUUCCACGCGCUUGGGAGGCUUGGCUCGACCUGUUGCUACUACUACCCCCCAGGAUAAACUUUAUCUCAUUGCUUGAAAUAACAUGAUGACUCGUCCCACUCAAGUCAAGCAGAAUAAAGUCCAAGGUGUGUUGAAGAAACCCAAUUUCAGAUGUAUCGAAUAAGUUUUCAAACUAAAUAAAGGAUGAUUUCAUUUACUUGUUUUUAUUUUCCCUUACUUCCUUAAUUAGAGAAGGAAUACUCUUGAGUUGUUACUUAAGGUGUUGUUUUCCCUGUAAGAAUCGAAUGGUUCUAAUUUCUUUUCAUAGAAACAAAAACAAA
Brassica oleracea var. oleracea is the source of this 1959-nucleotide messenger RNA. Its product is annotated as mono- and diacylglycerol lipase-like. NCBI's taxonomy places the organism in Eukaryota, Viridiplantae, Streptophyta, Magnoliopsida, Brassicales, Brassicaceae. The record is from RefSeq and is a predicted model, not a curated record. Gene Ontology annotation, molecular function: triacylglycerol lipase activity. The transcript has 9 exons. Gene Ontology annotation, biological process: lipid metabolic process. The coding region runs from base 591 to 1715 and encodes 374 amino acids.